Messenger RNA from Blumeria graminis f. sp. triticale, 2214 nucleotides. The record is from the annotation of a GenBank genome assembly. NCBI's taxonomy places the organism in Eukaryota, Fungi, Ascomycota, Leotiomycetes, Helotiales, Erysiphaceae.
AUGGCUUUCCCAACGUCAUCAAGAAAUUCUCGCAAACGCAAUGCUCCCAGCGUACCCUCCGUGCCGACCGGGAACGUAACCCAACUUUAUACUCCUACGGAUCAAGUCUCAAACGUAGACUUAAUGAAGUGGACUCAUUCUCCCGAAGGCUCUAUGUCCCCUGAUUCCUCCCGCUAUAACACGAAUAAUCAUGCUAAAAUUUCAACAACUAAGACUAUGUAUGAUCAGUCAUCACAGCCACUUUCAACUCAACUGGCCAGGCGACCCAUAAACCAUGAAUUGAUGCAGACUGGACAGUCAAUUUAUGAGAGCCUCGACCAGUGGGGCUCGUUUGCAGAUGAAACUACUUUGGACCCAUCCAACCCCAAUGCUCCUGAAGAGGAGCAUAACAGUAUCGAAAUACUUGAAGAGAAAGCUUCCAUUGCCAAAAGGGAUGCGCAAGCAAAACGAAAGCAGAUUCCACCAUUUGUUCAAAAGUUGAGCAGUUUCUUAGAGGAAUCACGGAAUACUGAUCUAAUUCGAUGGUCCGAACGUGGUGAUUCUUUUGUCGUGUUAGACGAGGACGAGUUCGCGAAGACUUUGAUACCAGAAUUAUUCAAGCAUAAUAAUUACGCAUCCUUUGUGCGACAAUUAAAUAUGUAUGGGUUCCACAAGAGAGUAGGGCUUUCGGACAAUUCAAUGAAAGCAAGUGAGCGCAAGAACAAAAGUCCUAGCGAAUAUUAUAAUCCUUAUUUUAAGCGGGGGCACCAGAACCUCUUAUGGCUAAUAAACAAGCCCAAAUCUGGAAAUGCAAAAAAUAAGAAAAAAUCAAAAGAUCCCGAGACUCUUCAUGUAGAGAGCGAUGAUGAUAAGGAUGUAGAAGAGAUUUUCGGAAAUUCCACUCAAAACUCGCGAGCUCUAUCAACAGGCCCAGAGUCAAACUCUUUACAGCGUCGAGAUGUUAAUGUCAUCCACACUCAACUUGCUGAGAUUCAGCUACAACAAACUGCCAUCACCAAUGCCAUCCAACGUCUACGAAAAGAUCAUAACACUCUUUACCAACAGUCUAUGGCUUUUCAAUCCCUCCACGAUCGACAUGAAAACUCAAUUAACGCUAUCCUAAGCUUUCUUGCAACAGUUUACAAUCGAAGUCUUGAUGGACAGAAUACUCCGAAUAUUUCCCAGAUGUUUACAAACACUAUUCCCCACGGGGAACCACAACCUGCAGGGAAUGUAGUAGAUAUUGGAGGAAUUUCUAAUCGACAGGAGCAAACUCCCGGUAGUAUGAGUCCACGUCGGAAAGCGCAGCGUCUCUUGAUGGCUCCCCCCCCCUCAAAAAAGUGGGCAGGGCUUGCUUCAAACUUCUCCAACUCACUCAAUGGCCGAAAUACUCCAAACCCUCCAAACUUUGCGCCCUCAAAAACACAACCAAAUACUAUCGAUGAAGUCUUCGAAACAUCGCGGGGUGGCUCUCGUAUAUCUCAGUCACCUAAGUCGCCUCCAAAAGCUGAGUCAACCGCUCAGCGACAACCACCUGAGUUGAUGAUGGCCUUGAUCAAUAAUACAAACUCUGCUAUGAAUCAGGCUGCAUCUUCUAAUACUACGGAGCUACCCGAUAUGUUAUCGCACUAUAAAGAUGCCGGUCAAAACUCCACACUGACAUCAGAGCAGCGAAAUACCAUGCUUUCUCUUAUGGCUAAUAGCUCGGCUCCAGGCCUGAAUGAUGGACCUAUCUCUCCUCCACCACCACCUUCACCAUUCGAAGAUAUUAGGUAUACAUCUAAAGAGAUCGAUGACUUACUGCGACUACACAUCCAGCAAGAUACUAAGAUUAACGCUGUCAAAGAUAAUCUUAUUUCGCCUUCAUCAGCAGGAUUAAUUACUUGUAAUGAAGAAUCAGAUUACUUCAACCCUGAUCUCUCAAAUAGUAACCUUGACCUUGAUCAACUUCUCGAUACUAGCGCCUAUUUUACGGGCAAUAACUCAAUAACACCAGGAAAUCCUAUUUCUCAAGAUUAUGAGGGACUUGAUGACGGCAACUUUUGCCUAGAUAUGGAUGGUGGUGUAGGGAUAAAGCUCGAAUUUCCAGAAAGCAAUGACGUGGGUUUUUUAUCGCCGCAGACGCACGAACAAGUAGAUGAUUCAUUUCUCGUUCCUGAUAAUGUUAAUAUUAGUAGCACUGUUGAGAACGUUUCUACGCCAUCAAGCCCCAGUAAGCGCCGGCGAUGCAAUUAG